CUCGGGGUAAGCAAAGGUGAGGUCACAGUCAGCCAACAGUGUGCCUCACUGCCUCACAGGAUCACAUCAUCGGAUCUCGAGUGUGAGCGUUGUUUAGCGUGUUGAGCAUUGACUAUCCUAACUGCACGUGGAACGUUGAGGCCCGUGAAGGAAGGCACCAUGCUGGAUAAAGUGGCGAAGAUAAAAGCAUGGGAGUUGUCACUAGUACUGGCAGGCUUCAUCAUCCUGAAUGUGAAGGCCAUCAUCCUCCUGGUGAUGGAUGUGUACCGGCUCAUCAUCCCUCAUGAGGAAAAGGUGUUGCAGGGCCAACUGGUGUUGAUCACUGGAGCUGGCCAAAAUCUUGGCAGGGAGUUGUCACUCCAGUUGGCAAAUUUUGGAGCCAAGUUGAUUCUCUUAGAUAUUAAUGAGGAGCAAAAUGAAACCACUGCUGAUAUGAUCCGUGAUGCUGGUGGUGAAGCUCACACCUUUACUUGUGAUGUAUCUGAUCAUAAGUCAGUUGCUUCUGUAGGUGCUAAGGUGAGGAAAGAAAUUGGUCAUCCGGGAUAUGUGUUCAACAAUGCUGGAACUUAUGAAUACAAGCCAUUCCUCUCCCACUCAGCUGAAGAUAUCCAAAGACUUGUGAAUGUUAAUCUUCUUGGAAAUAUCUGGGUGACGAGAGAGUUUCUUGGACACAUGAUACAGCUUAACCGUGGCCAUAUCGUCUGUAUUUCCUCAGUGUUGGGAUUCAUUGGGAGAAAUAAUGUUGUACCAUACUGUGCAUCAAAGUUUGGAGUGAAAGGAAUGACAGAAGCUUUAGCUGAAGAGAUGAGGAUGGAGAGAAGAUCUGGAGUGAGGGUUACAGCAGUUCAUCCAUUCCUUAUAUCCAACAUUGAUGAUGUUACCCCAAACCUUAAAUUCCCAUGGCUCUUUGAAAUCUUGGAACCAAGUGAUGCUGCCUCAAGAAUCAUCAAUGGUGUUAGGAGGAAUCAAGAGGAAAUCUUUCUGCCAGAGAAACUUAAACCCUUCAUGGUGUUUUCCAAGGUAUUGCCACGGAAACUUCGGCGAUUAUUUGGAGACUACAUGGAAAAUUAGGAAGAUAAUCUGCAAAGAACUGAGAAUUAUUUUCUUAACUUACAAAAAUUACUGGGGAAAAUUAUAAUUACUCAUACAAAUACCAAAGUGUAAUAAAUUCUUAGGUUAUGUCUGAAUUCAUUUCUUUAAUGUACAAAUUCAUGAUUAUAAAGUACAGUACAGGUGCUCCCCGACUUACGACGGGGUUAGGG
Messenger RNA from Homarus americanus (American lobster), 1262 nucleotides. Its product is annotated as epidermal retinol dehydrogenase 2-like. The transcript has 9 exons. Bases 160 to 1071 code for a protein of 303 amino acids. Gene Ontology annotation, cellular component: lipid droplet. The record is from RefSeq and is a predicted model, not a curated record. Lineage: Eukaryota; Metazoa; Arthropoda; Malacostraca; Decapoda; Nephropidae. Gene Ontology annotation, molecular function: oxidoreductase activity, acting on the CH-OH group of donors, NAD or NADP as acceptor.